CUCUUGUUGUUUCAGAUGCCGGUGACCUUGGAGGAGGUGGCUGUGUAUUUCACCCAGGGGCAGGGGGCUCUGCUGGACCCCGCUCAGCAUCUGAUGCGUUCUGACCAGUGUUCCCUCAGUUUUUAUGUCCAAGUGUGGAAUGAAUUUGGUUCUACGCAGCAGCUGAGGAAUCAGGUCCACGUUUCACUAAAGAUCGGCCAGUCUUCCAGGAGACAGAGAAGGGAAAUGGCUGUGAUGGAGCCAGCUCAGAUGCCGGUGACCUUCGAGGAGGUGGCUAUUUAUUUCACCCAGGGGCAGGGGGCUCUGCUGGACCCCGCUCAGAGAGCCCUCUACAGGGACGUCAUGCAGGAGAACUACGAGACCGUGACCUCACUGGGAUUUCCCAUUCCCAAACCUGAGCUUAUCACCCGGCUGGAACGAGGGGAAGAGCUGUGGGUGUCCGAUCUCCAGGAUUUCAAGGACAGGAGGCUUCUGAGAUGCACCAGCACAGGUGCUGAGCGAGGGAGUGAGAAGAAGGAGGGGAAUCAUCAUGAGGCAGCUCCUGGGGAAGUGGAACCACAGGGGACCUUUUUGGGAAGAGCUGAAGGGAAUUUUUCCCCUUGCUGGAAUCAGGGAGAAGCCUGGGGAAAUUGGCACAGGACAGAGAGGCUUCUGAUAAACCAACCCAGGAAGAAAGUGGAUGAAUCUGUGAAUGGUGGGAGAGGAGACGAGAAUCCCAGAGAGCAGCAGACAAAUCCCAAGGAAGAGACACCCUGGCACUGCCUUGAGUGUGGGAAAGGAUUCAUUGUGAGAUCACAACUUGUUACACAUCAGACAGUCCAUACGGGAGAGAAACCAUUUCAAUGCUUGGACAGUGGGGAAAGCUUCAAUAAGCGCAGAGAUCUUAAUAACCAUGGGAGAAGCCACACUGUAGACAAGCCCAUUCAAUGCGUUGAAUGUGGGAAAUGUUUCAGUUCAAAGUCAGCACUAAAUUCACAUGAGAAAAGCCACACAGGAGAGAGACCCCAUAAAUGUUUGGACUGUGGGAAAAGUUUCACAUGGAGGUCGGCACUUGUUAAUCAUCAGGCAAUCCACACAGGAGAGAGAACCCAUAAGUGCUUGGACUGUGGGAAAAGCUUCAUACAGCGGUCAACCCUCGUUAAACAUCAGGCAAUCCACACAGGAGAGAGACCCCACAAGUGCUUGGAGUGUGGGAAAAGUUUCACUUGGAGAUCAGCCCUUGGUUAUCAUCUGAAAAUCCAUACAGGAGAGAGACCCCACAAGUGCUUGGACUGUGGGAAAAGUUUCAUAUGCAAGUCAGAUCUUGCUGAUCAUCAGGCAAUCCACACAGGAGAGAGACCCCACAAGUGCUUGGACUGUGGGAAAAGUUUCAUACGAAGGUCACGCCUUAUUCAACAUCAGGCAAUCCACACAGGAGAGAGACCCCACAAGUGCUUGGAUUGUGGGAAAAGUUUCAUACGAAGAUCACGCCUUGUUCAGCAUCAGGCAGUCCACACAGGAGAGAGACCCCACAAGUGCUUGGACUGUGGGGAAAGUUUCAUUUGCAAGUCAGAUCUUGCUGAUCAUCAGGCAAUCCACACAGGAGAGAGACCCCACAAGUGCUUUGACUGUGGGAAAAGUUUCAAGCGGAAAUCAGUCCUUAUUCGUCAUCAGGCAAUCCACACAGGAGAGAGACCUCACAAGUGCUUUGACUGUGGGAAAAGUUUCAAGGAGAGGUCAGACCUUGUAAAACAUUGGGCAGUCCACACAGAAGAGAGACCCCACAAGUGCUUGGACUGUGGGAAAAGUUUCAUACGAAGGUCACGUCUUGUUCGUCAUCAGGCAAUCCACACAGGAGAGAGACCCCACAAGUGCUUGGAUUGUGGGAAAAGUUUCAUAAGAAAGUCACACCUUGUUCAACAUCAGGCAGUCCACACAGAAGAGAGACCCUACAAGUGCUUGGACUGUGGGAAAAGUUUCAAGCAGAGGUCAUACCUUGUAAAACAUCGGGCAGUCCACACAGAAGAGAGACCCCACAAGUGCUUUGACUGUGGGAAAAGUUUCAAGCAGAGGUCAUACCUUGUAAAACAUCGGGCAGUCCACACAGAAGAGAGACCCCACAAGUGCUUUGACUCUAGGAAAAGUUUCAUGCAGAGGUCACACCUUGUUAAACAUCAGGCAAUCCACAAAGGAGAGAGACCCCACAAGUGCUUUGACUGUGGGAAAAGUUUCAUGCAGAGGUCACACCUUGUUCAACAUCAGGAAUUCCACACAGGAGAGAGACCCCACAAAUGCUUGGAUUGUGGGAAAAGUUUCAUAAGAAAGUCACACCUUGUUCAACAUCAGGCAAUCCACACAGGAGAGAGACCCCACAAGUGCUUGGACUGUGGGAAAAGUUUCAUACGAAGGUCACGCCUUGUUCAACAUCAGGCAAUCCACACAGGAGAGAGACCCCACAAGUGCUUGGAUUGUGGGAAAAGUUUCAUACGAAGAUCACGCAUUGUUCAGCAUCAGGCAGUCCACACAGGAGAGAGACCCCUCAAGUGCUUUGACUGUGGGAAAAGUUUCAAGUGGAAAUCAGUCCUUAUUCGUCAUCAGGCAAUGCACACAGGAGAGAGACCCCACAAGUGCUUUGACUGUGGGAAAAGUUUCAAGGAGAGGUCAGACCUUGUAAAACAUUGGGCAGUCCACACAGGAGAGAGACCCCACAAGUGCUUGGAUUGUGGGAAAAGUUUCAUAAGAAAGUCACACCUUGUUCAACAUCAGGCAGUCCACACAGAAGAGAGACCCUACAAGUGCUUGGACUGUGGGAAAAGUUUCAAGCAGAGGUCAUACCUUGUAAAACAUCGGGCAGUCCACACAGAAGAGAGACCCCACAAGUGCUUUGACUGUGGGAAAAGUUUCAAGCAGAGGUCACACCUUGUUAAACAUCAGGCAAUCCACAAAGGAGAGAGACCCCACAAGUGCUUUGACUGUGGGAAAAGUUUCAUGCAGAGGUCACACCUUGUUCAACAUCAGGAAUUCCACACAGGAGAGAGACCCCACAAAUGCUUGGAUUGUGGGAAAAGUUUCAUAAGAAAGUCACACCUUGUUCAACAUCAGGUAAUCCACACAGGAGAGAGACCCCACAAGUGCUUGGACUGUGGGAAAAGUUUCAUACGAAGGUCAACCCUUGUUCAACAUCAGGCAGUCCACACAGGAAAGAGACGCCAUAAGUGCUUGGAGUGUGGGAAAAGUUUCACAUGGAGAGCAGGCCUUUUUUAUCAUCAGAGAAUCCACACAGGAGAGAGACCCCAUAAGUGCUUGGACUGUGGGAAAAGUUUCAUAUGGAGGUCAGACCUUGUUAUUCAUGAGGCAAUCCACACAGGAGAGAGACCCCAUAAAUGCUUGGAUUGUGGGAAAAGUUUCAUACACAGGUCACACCUUGUUAAACAUCAGGCAAUCCACACAGGAGAGAGACCCCAUAAAUGCUUGGAUUGUGGGAAAAGUUUCAUACACAAGUCAGACCUUGUUAGACAUCAGGCAAUCCACACAGGAGCAAGACCCCACAAGUGCUUCCACUGUGGGAAAAGUUUCAAGCGGAAAUCAGACCUUGUUAGUCAUCUGGCAAUCCACACAGGAGAGAGACCCCACAAGUGCUUGGACUGUGGGAAAAGUUUCAUGCAGAGGUCAUACCUUCUUAAACAUAAAACAAUUCACAAAGGAGAAAGAUCGCAUAAGUGCUUGGACUGUGGGAAAAGUUUCACAAUGAGGUCAAACCUUGUUAAUCAUCAGAGAAUCCACAGCGGAGAAAGACCCCACAAGUGCUUGGACUGUGGGAAAAGUUUCACUUUGAGAUCAACCCUUGGUUAUCAUCAGAAAAGCCACACAGGAGAGAGACCCCACAAGUGCUUGGACUGUGGGAAAAGUUUCACUUGGAGAUCAGCCCUUGGUUAUCAUCAGAAAAGCCACACAGGAGAGAGACCCCACAAGUGCUUGGACUGUGGGAAAAGUUUCAUAUGCAAGUCAGAUCUUGCUAAUCAUCAGGCAAUCCACACAGGAGAGAGACCCCACAAGUGCUUGGACUGUGGGAAAAGAUUCAUACGAAGGUCACGCCUCGUUCAACAUCAGGCAAUCCACACAGGAGAGAGACCCCACAAGUGCUUGGAAUGUGGGAAAGUUACUUUGCAAGUCAGAUCUUGCUAUCAUCAGGUAAUCCACACAGGAGAGAGACCCCACAAGUGCUUUGACUGUGGGAAAAGUUUCAAGCGGAAAUCAGUCCUUGUUCGUCAUCAGGCAAUCCACACAGGAGAGAAACCCCACAAGUGCUUAGAUUGUGGGAAAAGUUUCAUAAGAAAGUCACAGCUUGUUCAACAUCAGGCAGUCCACACAGAAGAGAGACCCCACAAGUGCUUUGACUGUGGGAAAAGUUUCAAGCAGAGGUCAUACCUUGUAAAACAUCGGGCAGUCCACACAGAAGAGAGACCCCAGAAGUGGUUUGAUUCUGGGAAAAGUUUCAUGCAGAUGUCACACUUUGUUAAACAUCAGGCAAUCCACAAAGGAGAGAGACCCCACAAGUGCUUUGACUGUGGGAAAAGUUUCAUGCAGAGGUCACACCUUGUUCAACAUCAGGCAAUCCACAAAGGAGAGAGACCCCACAAGUGCUUUGACUGUGGGAAAAGUUUCAUGCAGAGGUCACACCUUGUUCGUCAUCAGGCAAUCCACACAGGAGAGAGACCCCACAAGUGCUUGGAUUGUGGGAAAAGUUUCAUAAGAAAGUCACAUCUUGUUCAACAUCAGGCAAUCCACAAAGGAGAGAGACCCCAUAAGUGCUUGGACUGUGGGAAAAGUUUCAUAAGAAAGUCACACCUUGUUCAACAUCAGGCAAUCCACACAGGAGAGAGACCCCACAAUUGCUUGGACUGUGGGAAAAGUUUCAAGCAGAAAUCAGACCUUGUUCGUCAUCAGGCAAUCCACACGGGAGAGAGACCCCACAAGUGCUUGCACUGUGGGAAAAGUUUCAUACGAAGGUCAGCCCUUGUUCAACAUGAGGCAAUCCACACAGGAGAGAGACCCCACAAGUGCUUGGACUGUGGGAAAAGUUUCAUACAAAGGUCACGCCUUGUUCAGCAUCAGGCAGUCCACACAGGAGAGAGACCCCACAAGUGCUUGGACUGUGGGGAAAGUUUCAUUUGCAAGUCAGAUCUUGCUGAUCAUCAGGCAAUCCACACAGGAGAGAGACCCCACAAGUGCUUGGACUGUGGGAAAAGUUUCAUACGAAGGUCACGCCUUGUUCGUCAUCAGGCAAUCCACACAGGAGAGCGACCCCACAAGUGCUUGGAUUGUGGGAAAAGUUUCAUAAGAAAGUCACACCUUGUUCAACAUCAGGCAGUCCACACAGAAGAGAGACCCCACAAGUGCUUGGACUGUGGGAAAAGUUUCAAGCAGAGGUCAUACCUUGUAAAACAUCGGGCAGUCCACACAGGAGAGAGACCCCACAAGUGCUUGGACUGUGGGAAAAGUUUCAAGCAGAGGUCAUACUUUGUAAAACAUCGGGCAGUCCACACAGAAGAGAGACCCCACAAGUGCUUUGACUCUGGGAAAAGUUUCAUGCAGAGGUCACACCUUGUUAAACAUCAGGCAAUCCACAAAGGAGAGAGACCCCACAAGUGCUUUGACUGUGGGAAAAGUUUCAUGCAGAGGUCACACCUUGUUAAACAUCAGGCAAUCCACACAGGAGAGAGACCCCACAAGUGCUUGGAUUGUGGGAAAAGUUUCAUAAGAAAGUCACACCUUGUUCAUCAUCAGGCAAUCCACACAGGAGAAAGACCCCACAAGUGCUUGGACUGUGGGAAAAGUUUCAUACAAAGGUCAGACCUUGUUAAACAUCAGGCAUUCCACACAGGAGAGAGACGCCAUAAAUGUUUAGACUGUGGGAAAAAAUUCAUACGGAGGUCAGACCUUGUUAAACAUCAGAGAAUCCACACAGGAGAGAGACCCCAUAAGUGCGAGGACUGUGGAAAAUGUUUCAUACAGAGGUCAGACCUUCUUAAACAUCAGAGAAUCCACACAGGAGAGAGACCCCACAAGUGUUUUGUCUGUGGGAAAGGUUUCAUAUGGAGGUCACACUUUGUUAAACAUCAGAGAAUCCACACAGGAGAGAGACCUCACAAGUGCUUAGACUGUGGGAAAUGUUUCAUACAGAGCUCAAACCUUGUUAGACAUCAGGCAAUCCACACUGGAGAGAGACCCCACAAGUGCUUGGACUGUGGGGAAAUUUCACACAUAGAUCACACCUCAUUAAACAUGAGAGUAUCCACACAGGAUCUAAAGUUCUCUGACACAGGGACAGAAAGUGUUAAGGAAAUUGCACGUCAUUGACCUAGAUUCAACCUUUAGAGACAUAUUAGAAAAGUGUGUCCUCGUUAGAUAAACUAGAGCUUCGAAAGGUAAACGUGUAUUGUUAAAGACAUGGAAGAAAAUGGUAACUGUAGUAGUCGUUGUUUAGCUAUAUCUUGUUAGAGGUUAACAAUGGAAAUACGGUUCCUGUCUAGGGCUAUAUUCUGUUAAUUCAGAGAUCAAAAGGAAUUAUAAAGGUUUAGUUGGUUGGUUGUAAUAAUGUCAUUGUUUGUCUAUGAACUGCUUUAUUGAGCAUCACUUUAUGUUAAGCCAUGAAAUUAAUUACCAGUGAUGUUUAGGAAAUAGAAGGUUACUUCAAAAGCCUCUUGUUCAGCCAAGGACUGUGUGCUGUCGAGACGCUGCAAAAAUGAUCCUUUCUUACCUGAUCUGCCUAAGCUUUAUUUUGGGGGGGAGUGUGAAUCAUAAGACUGAGAUCUCCAGUCCCCUCUGGACUGCCCUGACAUUGAAAUUUGGACAUUGGACUAGGACUGGAUUAAAUGAUUCUAUAAAGGACUUUUUGCAAUUCUAAAGCAUCAGUUGUACAGUGAAACUGACCUAAGGACUCUAUGCGUGUCUGUGGGUAUGUCUACACUACGAAAUUAGGUCGAUUUUAUAGAAAUCGAUUUUUAGAAACCGAUUUUAUACAAUCGAUUUUGUAUGUUCACACGAAGCGCAUUAAGUCGGUGGAGUGUUUCCUCACUACUGUGACUAGCAUCGACUUACAGAGCGGUGCACUGUGGGUAGCUAUCCCACAGUUCCCGCAGUCUCUGCUGCCCAUUGGAAUUCUGGGUUAAGCUCCCAGUGCCUGAUGGGGCAAAAACAUUGUCACGGGUUUUGGGUACGUGUCGUCAGGCCCCCCUCCCUCCCUCAAAGCAACAGCAGAGAAUCGUUUUGCGCCUUUUUUCCUGGGUUACCCGUGCAGACGCCAUACCACAGCAAGCAUGGAGCCCGCUCAGCUCACCGUAUGUCACCACACAGCAGCAGCUCCUUGCCUUCGUGGCAGAUGGUGUAGUAGGACUGAUAGCUGUCGUAGGUCUCCUGGGUGCUCCUGGCAGACCUCGGUGAGGUAGAUCAGGGACGCCUGGACAGACAUGGCUAUUCUCCUCUUAGAGCACCGAAUGGGAGCCAGAGACUCCAGGUCAUUCUCUUUAAGUUUUGUCUCAUGGAGAUUCAGUCCUGCCUGGAAUAUCAUGUGAGCUGGAGGCUUCUGCCUCAGGCUGCUCUCCCAGCCUGCAGCACUGUGCGGUCACACUUGCCCCUUGCUCCCAUGGCUCAUGAAGCCUGGACAGUAGUAAGGAGCAGGCCAACUACAGGCUGAGCAAGUGGUGGAAUGUGCCUUUGGACGUUUAAAAGCUCGCUGGUGCUCUUUGCUGACUGGGUCAGACUUCAGUGCAACCAACAGUCCCAUUAUUAUUGUUGCUUGCUGUGUGCGUCAUAAUAUCUGUGAGAGUAAGGAGGAGACGUUUAUGGUGGGGUGGGAGGUUGAGGCAAAUUGCCUGGUGUCUGAUUUUGAGCAGCCAGACACCAGGGCGAUUAGAAGAGCGCAGCAAGGCGCGCUGUGCAUCAGAGAGGCUUUGAAAACCAGUUUCAUGACUGGGCAGGCUAUGGUGUGACAGUUGUGUGUGGUUCUCCUUGAUGCAAACCCGCCCACUUUGUUGAUUUUAAUUCACUGUAAGCCAACCACCCUCCCCCCCGUGAAAUAAAGUAACUAUUGUUUUGAAACCA
Molecule: messenger RNA, 8082 nt
Organism: Caretta caretta (loggerhead turtle)
Lineage: Eukaryota; Metazoa; Chordata; Testudines; Cheloniidae
Source: RefSeq, a predicted model, not a curated record